UCCAUAGUCCUCCAUCUCCACAAACACAUUACUUCUGUUUCACCUCUGAAAAUCAAAAACAUGACUUCAACAAAUCAAGAAACAACCAUGAUCACCACCAAAACUUUGCUCUCCACGGCGGCAUCUCUCGCCACCUCCGUCGUCCUCGCCCGCACCAUCAUCAACGACGUUCUUCCUGACUCAUUCCGCCACCACAUCUUCAACUCUCUUCACCUCUUGUUCGGCCGCUUCUCAUCACAAAUCAUCAUCACCCUCAGAGAAUACAAUGGUUUUGCCGCCAACGAAUUAUACCAAGCAACCGAGACCUAUCUAAGCACCAAGAUCUCCCCAAACACUCGCCACCUCUGCGUGAGCAAGACCGAGGGAGAACAAAGCUUAGAGAUCACCAUGCAACGUGGAGAAGAAAUCAUAGACUCAUUCCAAGGUGUGCAAUUUAAAUGGAGGUUUAUAAGCCACAAAUCACAACAUGAGAUCCCAACCCCUCCCAACUACUAUUAUAGAGGCUCAAUCAUGGCUUCCGAAGAGAAAACCUAUGAGCUCUCAUUCCAUAAAAAACAUAAGAAUAAGGUUUUCAACUCUUAUUUCCCUCACAUACUCAACCAAGCCAAAGUCAUCAAGGAAGAAGAGAAGUCUAUUAAGAUCCAUGCAGUGAAGUAUGAGCGUAUGCAUGGUGACAUGAAAGACAUGUGGUCGGCGGUGGACUUAAAUCAUCCGGCGACGUUCGAGACGUUGGCGAUGGAACAGAACCUCAAGCGAGAAGUGAUGGAGGAUUUGGAAAGGUUUGUGAGGAGGAAGGAGUACUAUAGAAAAGUUGGUAAGGCUUGGAAACGUGGUUAUUUGCUUUACGGGCCGCCGGGGACCGGAAAGUCGAGUUUGAUUGCAGCAAUGGCUAACUUCUUGAAGUUUGAUGUGUAUGACUUGGAGCUUACAGCUAUAAACUCAAACUCUGAGUUGAGGAACUUGUUGGUUUGUACUGCUAAUAAAUCUAUACUCGUUGUGGAAGAUAUAGAUUGUACUAUAGAGUUGGAAAACAGAGACAAGGAAAAGGAACAAGAUGCUCCUCCGAGGCCACGGUGGAACAAUGGCUAUAAGGAAGAAAAGGUAACUCUUUCGGGGCUUCUUAACUUUAUUGAUGGUUUAUGGUCAAGUUGCGGAGAUGAGAGGAUCAUCAUUUUCACAACCAAUCACAAAGAUCGUCUUGAUCAUGCAUUGUUGCGUCCUGGAAGGAUGGACAUGCACAUUUACAUGGGAUAUUGUAGUCCUUGUGGGUUUAAAACUUUGCUUGCUAAUUACCAUAGCAUUGAAAACCACAAACUCUGUGAAGUUGUUGAAAACCUUCUUCAAGAGAUUGAAGCCACUCCAGCUGAAGUUGCAGAAGAAUUAAUGAAAAGUGAUAUUGUGGAGGUUGCACUUGAAGGUCUUAUUAAGUUCUUAGAAAACAAGAGGAUUGAAGCAAGUAAGCCCAAGGAGAAUGGCAUAGACUCUAGUAGUAUUAAUGGAGGAGGAGAAAUUAUAGAAAUUGAGAAAGAUGGAGAAUGAAGAAAUGUAAUUCAUAAUUUUCAUACAUGGGAUACAAUGAUUUAUA
Dioscorea cayenensis subsp. rotundata (Guinea yam) is the source of this 1585-nucleotide messenger RNA. Its product is annotated as AAA-ATPase At3g50940-like. Bases 61 to 1539 code for a protein of 492 amino acids. The record is from RefSeq and is a predicted model, not a curated record. NCBI's taxonomy places the organism in Eukaryota, Viridiplantae, Streptophyta, Magnoliopsida, Dioscoreales, Dioscoreaceae. The transcript is spliced from 2 exons. Gene Ontology annotation, molecular function: ATP binding; ATP hydrolysis activity.